Molecule: messenger RNA, 6324 nt
Organism: Anguilla rostrata (American eel)
Lineage: Eukaryota; Metazoa; Chordata; Actinopteri; Anguilliformes; Anguillidae
Product: C2 calcium-dependent domain-containing protein 4C-like
Exons: 2
Coding region: 507-1814 (435 amino acids)
Source: RefSeq, a predicted model, not a curated record
CAGGGCCAAUUGCAUGCCCAAUUUAGGCGCUUUAUCUCGUGCCACCUUUCCAUUUUCGCGUGCGCGCGUCGGGGUUCCACACGGGUGAAAAUGUGAUGGAUCCGUUUGAAGUGACGUGAUUUAGCUGUGGGGACAUUUUUCACGUUAGAGUUCAUGAUGAUAAUUCCAAUGGCGGUGACGAAAACGACGGCAGUUCUCCAAUGGACCUCUGCUAUUGGCUGACUCGAACGCCGCGAGCGGGGUGUGCGUAUAAAUUGUGCAGCAGACGCACUGAAGCCUUUUGUCAUGUAGAAGUGUGAUAAGUUCUCGGAAAGGAGGCUGCAGAAGGGGCCAGGACCGAGAAAGACACCUGUUACCGAAGCCUAGACUUCUGCCAGAAAGCAAACAGCCAAGAACCGCAAGGGACGCUUCGCCUCUCUCGCCGCCCCGCCCCGGCCCCGGCCCGGCCCCUCCUACGGCCCCCUCCCCCCCCCCCUGCUCCUCGCCAGUGAAGCCCUAGCGGGACGAUGUGGGUGCUGGACAAGAUCCGCGGGUCGGUGGAGGGCAACGCCCUCCGGCCGGGCGAGGCCGCGGAGGCGAAGCAGGGCCGGGCGGCGCCGGCCUACAGCAACGUCCUGACGCCCGACAAGAUCCCCGACUUCUUCAUCCCGCCCAAGCUGGUGUGCUGCCCCGUGGAGGCGGAGCCCCCCGAGGUCCGGCCCAAGGGCGGCAUGCAGGGCUCCAUCUCGGAGCAGGCCAUCAGCGCCCAGAAGCCCCCCGGCAGCCCCCGCAGCCCGCGGCUGGUCAGCAAGCUGGCGGGCGACACCCGCAGCCUCCUGAAGGCCGCCAACCGCCACAUCAUCCAGAUCGAGAGCGCGGACGAGGUGGUCGCCGGGGACACCAACGCCGACCCCCAGUCCCAGACGGCCAUGUCGCUGCCCUACGUGCCCAAGACGCAGACGUCCUACGGCUUCGCCACGCUGACGGAGAGCCCCCACACGCGCCGGAAGGAGUCGCUGUUCCACAGCGACCACGCCCCCCCGGGCGCCAGCCCCGUCACCUCCCCCAACGCCCAGCGCAGGAAGUCCCCCGGGGGCGUUGGCGGCGGCGGUGGGGGCGCGGAGGUCGACGCCCACCACCUGAACCCGGCCGACCUGAGCAACGUGUCGCACAUGAACCCGUACCGCUACUUCAGCGGCGGCGAGAGCGACACCUGCUCGUCGGCCGAGUCCUCGCCGUUCGGCUCGCCGCUGCUCUCGCGCUCGGCGUCGCUGCUCAAGAUCUUCACGCACGAGACGCAGGCCAAGGUGUCGCGCGCCAAGCGCUCCUUCGCCCGCCACUCCUCGCUCUCCACCGACGAGUGCAGCUCGGCCGAGCCCAGCCCCAGCGUGCCGCGCCGCGCCCGCGGGUCCUCCGGGCGGGGCGGGGCCGGCGGCGGGGCCCGGGACGCGCCGCAGCGCGAGCACACGGUCAACCUGCACCGCGGCGGCACCGUGCGGCUGUGCGUGGACUACGACGCCGGCGCCGCCCGCCUGCGCAUCCGCGUGCUCGCCGCCGAGGACCUGUACGACCGGCUCGCCGACGUCAAGGGCAUCAACUGCUGCGUGUCGCUCUGCCUGAACCCGGGCAAGCUGCAGAAGCAGCGCAGCAACAUCAUCAAGAACAGCCGCAACCCCGUCUUCAACGAGGACUUCUUCUUCGACGCCGUGCCCGCCGCGCAGGUCAAGAGCCUGGCCGUCAAGAUCAAGGUGGUGAACAAGGGCACCAGCCUGAAGCGGGACACCCUGCUGGGGGAGAGGGAGGUUCCCCUCCACAAGUUGCUCUCUGGGCUCUAGUUUCCAGGGUUUUUUGGGGGGUUUUUUUCGGGACAUUUUUUUUUUUGUGUAGCAGAGGAGCAGAAUCUGUGAUGAUUCACACGUAUGUCAACGCGCGUUCCCUCGAUGAUUCCCCCUCCCCCUUCCCCCCUCCUCCCCCCCUCCCCAUGGUUACUUACCCCCACCAGUCAGCAGGCAGACCUCCAGACCCGUCACGUUCCUGGCAGACUUGACUUCCUGGAGAGAAGCGGCACGUGGAACCCGCCGCAGCUCGCCGACCAACGACUUUUCCCCCCGCCUGCGCGCCAUUUUGCUUAUCAUCCGCCUCUCGUCUUCGUGGCGCGUCUCCGGUCGCGCCGCGUGACACGGUGUGGGGCGUGGACUCCACAAACGAAAGCGAGACACGACCCGAUCCGGGGGCUCGGGCUGGGCUUUCUGAAUCCGUUCGACGACGCUUCGCGCAGACGCGCCGCGCUUCGAUGGCGGCCGCGGCCGGGCCGUCUUUGCUUUUCGCGGGAAUGCCAAAGGACGACGUCGGCUCGGGGACGCGCGCACGCCACGCGUGAGCGGGAGAAUGAAGCGGACGCUCUACAAAGGACGGCACGAAAUGUCUUCGAACCCGAGUCGAGGCGAAUGCACCGGCCGGCCUGGCGGCUUGCUUCUCUGCUGUACUGUGACUGAAUUUCCCCCGCUGUUUCAUCUUACUUCACAACACCCACAAGCCUUAUUAAAGAAAUGUGUUAGAGAGCAAGAAAAGAAUAUUUCUGAUGCAUCUCAGAGUGCGAGGAUAUCUGCUGAGAGAGGUAUUUUAAACAUAUAGAAGAGCAACUGUGCACCUGUAUUUAUGUAUAUAUACUAUACAUAUAUAUAUAUAUCCAGAGGCCAGAUUUGCAGGAAGCGUUUCAGGUAAUAUGUACGUGUAUACAGACAGCUGCAGAUGUGUCAGCUGAGAGACAGUUUGCUAUGACUGUUACGUUGUGCUUUUUCGUGACCCACUUGUGCCUGCUCGUGCCCCUGUCCUGUACCUGGUCCUGCAUGUGACCCGGGCCCGGGUCCGUUGGUGAGGCAUGGAGUGUUCGUACCCGAUCCCGUGCUCGUGAGGUGACAGUCGCAUGACGUCGUUGUACGGACUGCUGUUUUUAAAAAAAUAUAUAUAUAUUUACAUAUAGAUAGAAUAACGUCUGGAUGAAUCUGAGCAGAGUCGGAAACUCUUGCCUGUAAUCGGAAGACGUGACGAUCCCAGCUUUGAUGAAGCUGAUGGUGGUGGCGGUGUAGUAAAACGGGGAAGGAGUUGGUCUUGUAACCGGGAGGUCACAGGUUCAAUUCCCGGUGGAAGGAUACUGCCGUUGUACCCUUGAGCAAGGUUCUUAACCUGCAUUGCUUCAGUACAUAUCCAGCUGAAUAAUGGAUGCAAUGUAUAUGUAAAAAGUGUAAGUCGCUCUCGAUAAGAUUGUCCGCUGAAUGCCUGUAAUGUUGUGAUGUUACAGGCAUGUUAAAGUUUUAAGGUCACAGACAUCGUUUCUGGUUUCUCAAAGGUUUGCUGUACUUUUUCUGCUCUUUUCUCCACAGUCAAUGAAUUUACUUAAGAUAGAAAAGUUAGUUGGUUGAUUUGUUGUAGUUAGUAUGGGCGGGGGGGGGGGGGGGGGGGAGGGGGAGGCUAAUCCAGUAAAAUCAGCUCUGUAGGCAAUGACAGCGGGUUGUGCUUUUUAUAAAUGACAACGGCUCUUCCAGAAAAGGCACCGAUUGAAAAAAGGUGGUCGUUUGAGCUUUGUUUUCCGUGGCUACUCUGAAUGAUUCUAUUCUUAAUAAAUAUCUGGAAUUGCUUAUAUAAAUAUGUGUUGAUUUUGUCGUUUACCAAAUUACACGAUGGUCUAAUUUAUUUUAAAUGAUCUCAGGCCCGGAUUUGGGUAUACUGGAAGACUGUGAAUGGAGUAGUAAUUUCUGUAAUAUGGAGAGUGUUUUUUUUGCUACUGUUGUGUCUGGUGAAGAUAUUUGUAGUUGUUAGAUAUAAAUGGAAUUCAGUUAAAUGAAAGAGGCUGGUUGUGAAUUGAUUGCGAGGGGGAACUUGUGCCUGUCUGUGAUGGACUCUCACUUGAGUGCAACUAAGAAUUUAUAUUUCUCUUCUAACUGAAUUUUCUGUAUGUACACGAUAUGUUUUUGACAUAUGCCUUGGGCACUUUAGGUCUUUCAGUGUGUUUGUAAUCAGUUAAACCUGAACUAUGUUCUAAUUUGGAAAUGCGCUGCCUCAGAAGUCCAAACAUAGUUAAUUGAUUUUUAAAAUCGUUUUCCUGGCUUUGAUCACGGUUACCUAGCGACACGCUCGUAUGCAGCGAUUCGCCGUGCCGUGUAGUUCUCCGAUGUCGGUUGGUAAACCGUCAACUCGUCGGCUGCUUCCCUAGUAAUUUCCUGUGGCGGUUCCCGUUAUGAUUUUAACUGAAGCCGGAGGUUCUCCUUGUCGAGGCGCUGUUCUAGCGCGUGGAGGGGACCCGCGGUCUGGUUUUGACCGCACCAUUCCAUCCAGAUGGUCCGGAUCCUGCUAGCACUUGACCGUGUCAGGCAGCCCUGCAGGGCAGUGCACAGUUGGCGCUAGCACCAGUGAAGUCUGAGUCAUGGCAUUUCGUUGCUCGCUAGUGACCCCUGCUGGCGAGCCGGCGUGAGCCUGAUUUAUGGACUGCGGUGUGGUAAGAUGGCGUGGUAAGAUGGCGGCUGACGUCCCACGGUCCAGAGGAGGGCCUGGGCUCGUCCGUGUUCCCUCAAAUUCACAGCAGGGAACAUGGUUGCAAACUGGUAGGAAAAGGGGAAAAAGAAUCGAAAAAUUGAAAGGAAAUGGAGAAUUCCAGAUGACUAGAAUGGGUAAGGGUUUCCAGGGCAUGCUUCCUGUCCGUUGUGAAAAUAUUGGGGUUGAUGUGCUAUUUUUUUUUUUUUUUUGUAUUUCAUCAUUUUUUGUAUUUUAUCACCGUUUUUGAUAACGAUACUACUCCCAAAACCAUGAUAUUUUUGCUGGGAUUUUCGAAUUACACCCUGCUCAUACCAGCCUCUUAAAUCCUUUAAAUAUUGUUUUUACGUUGGGUCAUGAGCAAAUGAUUGACUGUUUAAUCUUGUCACCAUGGUGACACCUUUUGAAGAAGCCAACAGGAAACCCUGUGCAUCCUUGGCUGUAAAUAUUUAACAGAAAAUUCUACUUUUCAUACCCAGGUGAAUUGCCGUCAACAAAAAUAUGUCAAGGGAAAAUCACAAAUUCUGACCAAGCAUUCAUAAUUUAAACAUAGUUGACUGUUAUUGGCUACAUUAUAUAUCCAGCUGUAAUUUCAUUGGCACAGCUGCAAUUUAAUUGGCACUCACAUCCAGAGCUAUGGCAUUAAAAUAUAACCACGUUGGGUGUAAAAGCUUUUGUUGAAAAACCUUUGUGGGUGUAACACUCAAUUUAACUUGUGUGUCUAAUUGGCUCUUUGCUGAGCUUUGCACAUUAGUGGUCUCUGUGGAGGAACUGGUAUCUUAUGCAAUUAUCAUAGCAACACAAAGAAAAGGAGUAUUUUAAAUAAUGUAUUAACUACAGUCACACUGCUUACAUUGAGAUCAGAAAUUAGGCAUUACUGACCGUUUGAACAGCAAACAGUCAUUAAAUGUGGCCUCCUAAGUAUAGCCAUCUAAAGUUGUGUGUCGUUUUGCCAUUUAAUACAUACCAGAGAGAAAAAGAAGUACGAAAUGGCUGGUUAUAUUUAUGCGGGAAAAGGCCAUUUUCACUGAAUCUAAAACGAGAUUUGAAAACAGUGGGCCUGUGAAGUCUUGCAUAGGUGUGACAUAUUGAUGGAGAGACGCAGGCACAUUUCACUGCACUGCUGUAUAUCUUUCAGUGGAAUGAGGAGAAGCAGUUGUCUCUCACAGCCCUUCCUCGGUACCUUGAAAUAUUCUUGGGUGAAGCUUAAUUCACUGGGUGACAUCACAGGUGAAUUGCCAUGCCGACUAGCCACUUGCGAUUGGUCAGAUUGGUCAGAGUAACAGACUGACCUCGAGCCAGAUUGAAGCCCAACGUUCCUGACAGUGAACUGGAAAAACGGAAACAGCGCAAGUUGAAAAGUUGCUUUGUAGAGUGCCGGGGGGGGGGAGCAGCUGUUUCGAAAUGGCCGCCGCUCUGGCUUCGGUGCUCAAUCUCGCUGUUUGCGUUCUGAAUCGAACGCACACGAGACGUCGCGACCAUGGAGCGCGUUUCGCAUCGCCGUUCUCCCUUCCUUGCCGUUGCAUUGUAACAUCAUCUCAUAUUCCGUCGCCGCUGCCCAACAGUCAUUCAUCUUUUCAAAGUCACCGAUGUCUCCUCUGGCUGCCAAGUCAUGCCUAAUUAUAAGCAACGAGGCCUGGCCAGAAUUUUUAUACGUGACCCAGUGUUAUCUAAAUGUUAAUUAAUGGAUAAGCCACAUGCUGGUGGUAUAGCCUUCGCUUCGCAUAUUCGCCCCGUUUCUUAUUUACUCUGGUGUUUAAAAAAAAUAAUAAUAAAUAAAAAUUAAUUUUCAAAAAAAAAAAAAAAGAAAAAUUC